Molecule: messenger RNA, 1722 nt
Organism: Coregonus clupeaformis (lake whitefish)
Lineage: Eukaryota; Metazoa; Chordata; Actinopteri; Salmoniformes; Salmonidae
Product: protein kinase C and casein kinase II substrate protein 3
Exons: 10
Coding region: 337-1500 (387 amino acids)
Biological process (GO): regulation of endocytosis; cytoskeleton organization; plasma membrane tubulation
Cellular component (GO): endosome; cytoplasm; plasma membrane
Molecular function (GO): protein binding; phospholipid binding
Source: RefSeq, a predicted model, not a curated record
GUGUCGACACUACAGUUCUUUAGCACCAUAUUGAGAGAGAGAGGGAGGGCAGGAAAGGAGGAGGAGGAAGUUCGUUUUUGUAAUAGACUAUACAGUAGGAGUUGUAGAGAGGGAAAGUGAGAGAGCAAGAAGGGGUAGACUAAACAAAUCAUCUGACACUGAGAGUGUCAAGGAAACUACGAGAAGAAAAAAAGGAGGGAUGGGGGAGAGUGAGUGAAUAGGGGAAGACUUGGAUAAAACUUCAGAAAACAGCAAGAGAAAGUUGACCAACAGUGGAAUAAGUAUUAGGCUAGAACAGCACCGCCAACAGCGGAAGAGUGAAAGACGUCGCCAAAAAUGUUGACGCUCCCUAGAGAACCCCCCGAGGACACCAGGAUGCAGAGUUUCUGGAUGCCAGGGAACUAUGAGCGAACCGCCCGUCGCACUGACCAGUCCUUCCAGGCAUGUAACGAUAUCAUGGCCUGUUUCCUUGAGAGGGCUAAAGUAGAGAAGCACUACGCCCAGCAACUCAGUGAGUGGAGCAGCAAGUGGAAGGCCGUAGUAGACUCCCGGCCCCUCUAUGGCUCCCUCAUGAGGGUGUGGCAGUGUUUCUUCUCUUCCGCUGAGCGUCUAUCCAUCCUCCAUUCCUCUAUCUCCCAGUCUCUCCAUACAGAGGAGGGGGAUAGAAUGAAGAGCUGGCAGAAGGAGACCUUCCCCAAAAAUAUAUUCUGUGGAUUCCGUGAGACCCACGAAAACGAGACAGGGUUUGCACGCGCUCAGAAACCUUGGGCCAAGAGGCUGGGAAAGCUGGAUAAAGCCUGCGGUGUGUACCAUAAGGCCUGCCAUAAGGAACAGGUAGCCAUAGACAGAGAGACGCAAGCCAAGCAGAACACAGAGCUGAGUCCUGAGAAACUGAAGAAGAUCCAAGACGCUCGGGAGAAGGCCAGUGAGGAGAAAGACAAAGUCUGCAAGAAAUAUGAGAAGGUGUUGGAGGAUCUUACGUCCUACACGCCUCACUACAUGGAGGAGAUGGAGGCCAUUUUUGAUCAAUCGCAGGAGGAGGAGAGGAAGAGGAUCAGCUUCCUCAAACAGGCCUUCAUGUCCAUCCACAGACACCUGGACAUCACCAACAAUGAGAGUGUGAAGACUGUGUACAGUGAGCUUCACCACACCCUCAUGUCCAUCAGUGAGACGGACGAUCUGAGGGGCUGGAAGAACAACCACGGCCCAGGCAUGCCCACUGACUGGCCAAAGAUUGAGGAAUGGGUCCCACCUGUGAAAAAGCCAAAGAAUAAAAAAAGAGACAAAGUCCAGAAGGAUAAACCAGUGAUGAUUGGAGGAGUGAAGGUGCGAGCUCUGUAUGACUACGUGGGAGAGGAAAGUGAUGAGCUGUCCUUUAAAGCAGGUGAGGUGUUCCUGAAAGUUGAGGAGGAGGAUGACCAGGGCUGGUGCAGGGGGAUGCUGGAUGGAGGAAAGGACGGCUUCUACCCAGCUAAUUACUCUGAGGCUGUUGUGCAGUGAUGAUGUCAUCCUGCCACGCCCACAUUCAAGUGUUAUGUCAGCAACAUAUUUUACAAAAUGUGCAUGUGUUCAUUGACAAAUCCACUUUGGUGCAAAAAAACUAUUUUGAAUUUGGAUUUGACUUUGAAAUCUUACCAAAAGAACCAUUACCAUGAAAUGUUAACGCUCACAAUGUUAUCAUAAAUAUCAUGCUGAAAUAUGCAAUGUAAAAUUUUACCAAUA